CAAAGUCACAAUCCUUUGGACACUGUUAUGCAUAGGUUUAGUGUGAAGUGAAUAUGUUUGGUAAUUGUACACCCCUUUUAUUUUUGGGGAUAUUUCUCCAAAUUUUAAAGCUGACAGAACAAAAUACCAGACAUAAAAGAAAUAUUUCACCCGAUCUUCCACGCAUCAUGACACAGAAUGGUCACCUAGUUUUCAAAUCGGGAGUCAACCAUAACAUAUCAUUCCAAGCUGUUUCAGGAGGAUUCAUCAAUGUUGGCAAUGAUGAUCUUAGUGUGAUAGUUCAGUCAGUUAAAGAUAAUAGACAAAGAAUUGAGGAGUUGAGGACAGUUUCAACUACUGCAACACCUUCUAAUUUGGCCACAAGAUUAACUGAGGUAGAGCAGAGACUUAACAGCCUACAACCUACUGGACAAGUUUUAUCUCAGUUGACUGAUUUAACCAGGAGGAUCACCAACAUAGAAACUGUGCAACAAGCUUUGAACAACAGAUUAAACCAAGUGGAACAGAGUCUGGGUAAUUCAGGCCAGAUACAGACAAGUAUAUCAAGAUUAAAUACAAGGUUUACUAGCUUGCGUAAUACGGUUGAUGGCAUUGUAACACAGGAUACCAGUCAGAAUGAAUCAGUAAGAAGAUACCAUAGAGGACGAAAUAAUACAAGAGGUGUCAGUAGAAGGAUCAGAAGACUAGAAAGGCGAGUAAAUCAGCUUAGAAGUUUACUGACAGCAGACGAGUGUAGCAGUAAUCCAUGUAGGAAUGGCGGUUCUUGUGUAGAUAGAUACAAUGGAUUUACAUGCAAAUGUCCAAAUGCAUGGCAGGGAAUAACUUGCGAACUUGAUGUCAAUGAGUGUGGUAUUUAUGCAGGAACAGAUUUAGGCUGUCAAAAUGGUGCUACGUGUGUCAAUUCUCAAGGAGGAUUUACAUGUCGCUGUACAGCUGAUUACCAUGGUGUCCUGUGUACAGAAAGACAUGAUGAUUGUACAGGAGCAUCUAAUGAACAGAUGUGUGGACAUGGUACAUGUGUUAAUAGACAACGGACACAACCAAAUAUGCCUAAGUAUACCUGCAUUUGUGAUGAUGGGUGGACAAAGUCUGGAUCUGAUCCUGCGUGUACUGUGGAUGUGGAUGAAUGCAAUGAAAGAUCAAAUGCAUGUUCAGUUGACCCUCAAGUUCCUUGUAUAAAUCUUCCUGGAACUUUCAGUUGUGGUCAGUGUCCAGCUGGCUAUGUUGGUAAUGGCUUCUCUUGUGCCGAUAUCAAUGAAUGUGCCAAUAACAAUGGUGGAUGUUCUUUAGUUCCUCGUGUAGAUUGUACCAACACACGUGGAUCAAGAUCUUGUGGACCUUGCCCAUUAGGUUACCAAGGAAAUGGAGUCACAUGUUCCUGGGUUGGUCUGUGUGGGACAAAUAAUGGAGGAUGUCAUCCCAUGGCUGUUUGUUCUGAAAAUCCAGGGUUUGGUGGAAGAAUGUGCACCUGUCGUCAAGGCUAUGUAGGGAAUGGUAUUGGAGCCAGUGGAUGUGUACAGCAGGGACCCACUACUGGAGCAUGUGCUAGUAACCCAUGUAGAAAUGGAGGCCUUUGUCAGAAUUCUGGAUCCUCCUUCAGUUGUGUCUGUAAUCCAGGAUUUGGGGGUGUGAGAUGUGAUACGAAUAUUAACGAGUGCUCCAGUAACCCAUGUCAGAAUGGUGGCACAUGUGUAGAUGGCGUUAAUGGUUAUAACUGUCAGUGUACUGGUACCUUCUCUGGUUCAAACUGUCAGGAACAACAACAGUCAUGUGGAGGAACACUGACUGAAGAAUCUGGUACCCUUGUAUAUCCAUUAUCAACUGGUACAUCAUAUCCACAUGGUGUAAACUGUGCAUGGGAGAUCAGAGGGGCAGUAGGAAAGAUACUGAUGUUAACCUUUACACAGUUCAACAUUGAGCAACAUUCUAACUGUAACUUUGAUUACCUACAAAUACAUGAUGGACCUACAGCCUCCCAGCACAGGAUCGGGAAAUAUUGUGGAACAACACUACCUAAUGGUGGAACAAUAAAUACUACAACACAUGAAGCAUACCUGUGGUUCCAUAGCGAUGAAAGUAUUGCACGUGAUGGCUUUACAGUCACCUGGAGAUCUGUUAUACCAGUUUGUGGAGGUGAAGUUACUGGAAACAACCAUGGCAUGAUUAAUAGUCCUGGUUACCCUGGCAACUACCCUAACAACAGGAACUGUGUGUGGAGAAUUUCUGUUGAUCCAGGAAAUAAUAUAGUGUUUGCCUUUGCUUUCCUGAAUUUGGAAAGCCAUGUCAAUUGUAGUCAUGACUACUUACAGAUAAGGGAUGGUUCCACAGAUGAUUCCAGAUUGCUGGGUACCUAUUGUAAUAGCAGUAUUUUACCAGCACCUCUGACCACUACUAGUCCUCAUGGCUAUGUAUUAUUACAUACUGAUCACAGUGUUACAAGAAAAGGAUUCAGCCUUACUUAUGCAGGGGUUUCAGCUGGACCACAGUGCGGAGGAACCCUAACAGAUGCCAGUGGUUCAGUGAUGUCCCCUAACUAUCCAAGUCCAUAUAAUCAUGAUGCCACCUGUGUAUGGGUCAUUUCAGUACACGAAGGUGACCAGAUAACCUUGACCUUUGCUGCCAUGGAUUUGGAACAACAUAAUGAUUGCCAGUAUGACUAUGUUUUGGUAAGAGAUGGAUCUGAUGAGAAUGCAGAUCUUUUAGGUCGUUGGUGUGGUAAUGAAGUCCCUGCAGUUUUGACCUCAACGGGAAAUAAUCUAUAUAUAGAAUUCAGAUCAGAUGUCUCAACAGCAGGAAGUGGAUUCAAAGCUGACUACACUACAGGUUGUGGAGGAACAUUUACAACUGAGGAAGGGACCAUUCAGUCGCCAUACUUCCCAGAUGCCUAUCCUGGCAACAAAGAAUGUAUCUUUAUCAUUAGUUUACCUGCUGGCAGUAGGAUCACCUUGACCUUCAGUUCUUUUGAUGUUGAAGACUCAUCAGAUUGUAGCUACGAUUAUGUAGAGAUUCGUGAUGGAACAAGUGCUGAUUCAGCAGUUCUCAAUAAGUUUUGUGGAAGUCAGGUUCCAGACCCUGUAACAACAACACAGAACAGCAUGUGGGUAAAGUUUGUCUCUGAUGGUUCUGUCCAUAAUACAGGAUUCCAAGCGACAUAUGCUGCCAGCAGUGCAGCCUGUGGUGGUGUACUGACAGAGGAUACAGAUAGUUUUACAAGUCCAGGUCAUCCUAACACUUAUCCACAUGGAGUUAACUGUACAUGGCAGAUACGAGUCAGUCCUGGUCACGUCAUACGUCUGACAUUUAACACUUUCAGCAUUGAAGAUAAUUCUGGCUGCCGUUUUGAUUAUGUACAGGUUUUUGACAAUGCAACAGCGACUCCUGGCAGUGGUUUGGGAAGAAAAUGUGGCUCUACAAUCCCACCAGUGUUGACAUCCUCAGACAAUGUAAUGACCGUGGUGUUUGCGUCUGAUAACAGUAUAGCACAUGAAGGAUUCUCAGCCUCUUAUGUUGCUCUUAAUGCUUCAACAUUAUGUGGUAACCCUUUGACAGAUCGUACAGGACUUAUUUCCAGUCCUAAUUACCCUAACAACUACCCCCACAACAGGGAGUGUGUAUGGACAAUUACAGCUAAUGAUGGGAACCAGAUUUUACUAAAUGUUACAGAUUUUGAAUUGGAAACACAUGACUCGUGUACUUUUGACUUUUUAGAAAUCAGAAAUGGAGGAUACCAGACUUCACCUUUACUUGGAACAUACUGUGGUACAACGAUUGAUCCAAUAAUACGUUCCCAUAGCAACCAAAUGUACAUCAAAUUUAAGUCUGACUACUCACGAUCUGCAAAAGGAUUCCAGAUAUAUUAUGAUUCAACAGCCUCUGGUUGUGGAGCUGAUUUGACUACACCAACUGGUAGUUUUGUUUCUCCUAACUAUCCAGCACCAUACAGUCACAAUGCUGAAUGUUUUUGGACUGUAACUGUCUCCAGAGGGAGUACUAUAACAUUGGUCUUUGUGGACUUUGACCUGGAAAAUCAUCACAGAUGUACAUAUGAUUAUGUAAAGGUUCGAGAGAAUGGACCACAAGGACAGCAGCUAGCUCAUUAUUGUGGUUCACAGCCACCAGAACCUGUGACCUCCAACACUAACAAAAUAUGGAUAAAAUACAGGACAGACAACUCCGUAUCAGGAAGGGGAUUUCAUGCUACAUACUUUUCUAAUUGUAAUGUGAGACUGACAUCAUGGAGUGGUGUGAUAGAGAGCCCUAAUUUCCCUAAUGCCUACUAUCACAACAGGAACUGUACCUGGACUAUAGAGACCACUAUGGGGAAUACUAUAAAUGCUUCAUUCUCACACUUUGACAUAGAAUCACAUUCUAGUUGUCAGUAUGACUAUUUACAGAUACGUGACGGUGAAAACAUGGAAGCUAAUGAGAUUGGUCAAUAUUGUGGCAGUAGCUUGCCACCAACUAUUGCCUCAACUGGAAAUACACUGUGGCUCAACUUUAUGUCAGAUUAUUCUGUGGCUGGGAAUGGAUUUAGAUUGGAAUACAUUACAAAUGGCUGUGGUGGAUAUUUAAUAUCAACAACUGGAAGUUUUACAAGUCCUAACUACCCAAAUCCUUAUCCACAUCGACGAGAGUGUGUUUGGUUGAUAUCUCUACCUACAGGCAAUGCUAUUGAACUGACUAUAGUUGACUUUGACCUUGAAACCCAUUCUUCAUGUCAAUAUGAUGUUUUAGAGGUGUAUGAAGGAUCAGACACAUCAGGACCCCAGCUGACUAAGAUUUGUCACAAACAGAAGAAACCACAGCUGCUGACAUCUAGUGGCAAUAUAAUGUAUGUUAGGUUUGCCAGUGAUAGUUCUGUCAGUGGUAAUGGAUUCAGAGUAACAUACAGAGGCAUUACAGGAGGUUGUGGUGGCAACUUUAGUACACCUACUGGUACCCUGUUGUCUAAGAACUACCCAGACAAUUACCCACAUAACACAGAGUGUGAAUGGUUAAUAACAGUACAGGAAGGUCAGACAGUUGUUAUAACCUUUGAAGACUUUGAUGUAGAAGGUGGAAGCUGUAUAUAUGAUUAUGUUGCUGGAUAUGAUGGACGAAAUAGGAACUCUACAGAAAUAUUUAGGCAUUGUGGCACAGCUGUUCCCAGUCCAAAUGUAUUUACGUCUACAGGGAACCAGAUGUUUGUCAGAAUGAGAACAGAUGGAUCUGUUUCUGCCAGAGGAUUUAAAGCUACCUACUCAACAGGAUGUGGAGGAUUAUUGAGUGCUGAAGAAGACGGAGAAAUUGUUUCACCUAACUAUCCAAAUAGUUAUAGGAUGCUGAGCAAUUGCACAUGGAUCAUAAGAGGACUUCAUUCCAAUGAUCGUGUCACCUUGACCUUUACUCACAUGGAUUUAGAGCUUUACAAUACCUGUAACCAUGACUACGUAACAGUUUAUGAUGGAGAUGAUGUGAACGGUACUGUGGUAGGAACAUAUUGUGGCAGCACUGUUCCAGCAUCUAUCACGUCACAAGGGUCAGCCAUGACAGUCCAGUUUACAUCAGAUGCAUCAGUUCAAAAGUCUGGUUUCCGAGCGCUGUAUACUAAAUCUGUGUCUAGUUGUGGUGCCAACUUCACAGCAGAACAUGGUAGUUUUACCAGUCCAGGAUAUCCUAAUGAAUACCCAAUGGACACAGAGUGUGUAUGGACUAUAUAUGCACCACCAGGAAAUAAUAUUUUAAUUGCAUUCAGUUUCUUCAGUUUAGAGGAUCAUUUACCAACUUGUGCCAUGGACUAUUUAGAGCUUAGAGAAGGAAAUGUUCAUGGCAGGUUACUAGGUCGUUACUGUGGUAACCAAGCACCAUCUAAUUUAACAGCUGUCAAUGGAUUAUGGAUAAAAUUUAGGUCUGACGAUAGUCUAACUGAACAAGGAUUUAUUGCUCAGUAUAGUACAGUAUAUGGAGGGACAUUGUCUGGAAGAUCAGGACAAGUUGCCUCCCCUAGAUAUCCUCAUGCAUACCCUAACAAUGCAGAUUAUGUAUGGACAAUUUCAACAGAUGUUGGGAGCAGAAUCAGGAUUACUUUUUUGAUGCUAGAUAUGGAACGUUAUGGUGCCAAUGAUCAGUGCACAUACGAUUAUAUUGAGUUCAGAGAUGGGGAUCAAGCUGACAGUCCUGUAUUAUUAAGUUAUUGUGGAUCAACUCUUCCUGCUCCUUUUUUAACCACCACCAAUCAGCUGAGAGUUAGGUUUUUGACAGACUUUGCUAGCUUUGGUAACGGUUUUCUGUUUAAAUGGGAGGCAACCACAGACCAGUCAGUAUCUACAACUCUAACACCAACCACAGCAACAGUGCCAGGAUGUGGGGGUGAUAUUAACCUUACACCAUCAUCAAGACAACAAACAAUUACCUCUCCUGGAUAUCCUAACGGUUAUGCUCACAACUUGAAUUGUGUCUGGAGAAUAACUGCACCAGAAGGUUUUAAAGUGUGGGCAAACAUUACUGAUAUAAGCCUUGAAUCACAUGGGACAUGUAACUAUGACUACAUUAUGCUGUCUCAAGGAGCUUUGCAAAGGAGGGAGACAUAUUUAGGAAAGUUCUGUGGGCGAGUAGCCAAUACUCAACCAAUGGUUACAGAAAUGAAUAGUCUGAUGGUUACUUUGGUAACAGAUCAGUCUGUUAACUAUACUGGAUUCUCAAUCACAGUCAAAUCAGUAUGUGGAGGCAGGAUCUAUGGAAGUAGUGGUAGGAUAGCAAGUGACAAUUAUCCCAACUCCUACCCAGCUAAUUCUAACUGUUCUUGGGUGAUUAUUGUGCCUACUGGUAGAACUGUAAGGGUCCAGUUCAAUGGAACGUUUAACAUUGCUGGAUCUGGUUCUGGUUGUCAAGGAGAUUAUAUCCAGCUUCUUACUGGUUCCAAUGAAUAUGCACCACCAAUGGGUAAUGCAGCACAAGGAAAAUAUUGUGGUACCAGUCCUCCACAACCUUUGGAAACAACAAGUCAUUUUAUGUAUGUCAAAUUUAUAUCCGAUGGGAGUAACAAUGCUGCUGGCUUUUCAAUGGUCUUCAAUGAAGUUCAGGUGACCUGUGGAGGUCAUCUGACCUUGAGUAAUUCAGUGACCAGUGGAUAUUUCACAUCACCAAAUUACCCCAGUAAUUACACACAUAAUGUGGAAUGUGUGUGGAUUAUAACAGCACCUGCUAAUGAAAGGAUUCAGAUUGACUUUGAUGAACGUUUCAGAAUAGAAAAUCAUAUGAGCUGUGGUUUUGACUUCAUUGAGUUAGGAGAUGGAGGAACAACAAAUUCCCCCUCACUUGGUAAAUUCUGUGGCAUCACUAGACCUGGAACCGUCAAGUCCACAGGGAAUGUUAUGUAUGCCAGAUUUAGAACUGAUGGAAGUGCUUUCUAUACAGGCUUCAAAGCAAAUUAUAAAAUCGCAACAUGUGGAGGAACCAUUAGGGGUCAAUCUGGAUACAUUCAAAGUCCAAACUUUCCCUCACCAUAUGACAGUAAUAUGGACUGUGAAUGGUACAUCCAUGCACCAACAGGACAUUUUAUGACCUUCAACUUUUUAUCCUUUAACCUUCAGUAUGGAAGUAACUGUACAGUGGUCGACUAUGUAGAGAUCAGAGAAUAUAAUUCUACAGGUCCAUUAUUAAAGAGAGCUUGUGGAAGCAGCACCCCAUCGUCUGUUGAUACAUCUGAUAGCUUUGCCUAUGUUAGAUUUAAAUCUAACAGUGCAUCAAAUCUAGCUGGAUUUAAACUGGCUUUCCAUGCUAGUGUUGAAGAAUGUGGUGGGUAUCUUACAACACCAAUAGGUAGCUUUUCUUCACCAAACUUCCCAGGGCGCUAUCCACAUUCAAGAACCUGUGAAUGGAAGAUAAGAGUUCCACAUGGCCGCCGUGUGACUUUGAAUUUUGACAGCUUUAACAUUGAAGCUAGCAGAACUUGUUAUGAUUAUGUUGAUGUUUAUAAUGGAAUUUUGGACGACUCUCCUCUCUCUAGAAGAGUUUGUGGUGAGACAAACCCAGGUGUUAUUCAGUCCUAUGGAAACACUAUGAAGGUUAUAUUCAGGACAGAUGGUUCUAUCAGUAACGGAGGAUUCAGGGCUUCAUAUUCAUCACAGGAAGAUACAGUUUGUGGUGGAAUCCUGAGUGAUACUAAUGGUAACAUAACCUCCAUUGGAUAUCCCAAUGCUAAUUAUAGUAACAAUGAAGAAUGUAUCUGGGUCUUUCAGAAUCCAAACAUAAAUGGUUCUACUAUAAUGUUAAACUUCAUUGACUUCAGCUUGGAGUCCCAUGGUGACUGUACUUAUGAUUUCAUAGAAGUCCGAGAAGGUACAGAUGAGAAUGGAGAACUUGUAGGAAAGUUCUGUGGAAAUACAACAUUACCAUUACCAGUGUUCUCACCAAUGCCAAACUUAUGGGUCAGAUAUAAAUCUGAUCAUUCUAAUGUGGAUAAAGGCUUCCUGAUCAAAUAUUACUUCACAGAUUGUGGUGGUAUAUUAGCAGCUCCAUCUGGUGUUAUAACUAGUCCUAACUUCCCUAACUUCUAUAACAAUAGUGACGCUUGUGCCUGGUUAAUACAACAACCAGAGGGAUACCAGGUCAAUGUACAUUUUGGAAACUUUUCAUUAGAGAGUCACCCUGAGUGUAGAUUUGAUUAUGUACAGAUAUUAAAUGGAAGACUUCCUAGUUCUCCAUCUGUUGGACAGUUUUGUGGAAACCAUACAAUAACAGAUUUUGUGUCCCAGUCGAAUGCCCUGAGGAUUAUAUUCAACUCUGAUUAUAGUAUAGGAGGAAAUGGAUUCAUGAUGUCUUACUUUCAAUCCUCUGGAGGUUGUGGUGGUUUGUUACAUCAGAACACUGGCAGAAUUACCUCCCCUAACUACCCACAGAGUUAUCCCCACUUGUCUGAAUGUGAAUGGGACAUCAAUGUGGAGAGAGGGUAUCAUAUCAUCCUAAACUUCAUUCCACCAUUUGACCUUGAGGCUGAACCUUCUUGUGAUUAUGAUUAUGUAGAGGUUGAUGAUUCUCUACCAAACAACACAUUAGUACCACAUGGUAGAUGGUGUCAUAAUCUAACGCCACCUAAGCAGGUUUCUAGCAGUAAUCGUAUUGUUGUAAGAUUCAGAUCAGAUAGGAAUACAAAUGGUAAUGGAUUUGCUGCUAACUGGACUGUUGGUUGUGGGGCUGUAUUUAUGGAUGAUAAUGGUGUAUUUGUCUCACCUGGAUAUCCUAAUAACUACGGACCUAACUUAGUCUGUAACUAUACCAUCAUGUCCAAUCCUGGAAGGUUUAUAGUUCUACAGUUUAACAGAAUAUUUGAUAUAGAAGGACCCGCUAGUUGUCCAUAUGAUGCCUUGACAGUAUAUGAAGGGAACAGCACAGCUGGUACUCAACUAGGACAAUUCUGUGGAACAACUGUUCCCCAAGCAGUUAGUGGAAAAGACUCUUUGUUUGUACAGUUUAAAACUGACGGUACUGUCCCAGGCAAAGGGUUCUGGGCAAGCUAUAGGGUAUCAGAUUGUGGAGGAGAAUUUACUGACCCAUUUGGAUACAUCCAAACACCAACACAUCCUACAAGUUACCAUCAUAAUGCUAAUUGUACUUGGCUUAUUACAGUAGAGGAAAACAGAAUAGUCAGCUUAAAGUUUAACUCCUUUGAAUUAGAAGCCCACCAAACAUGUGACUUUGACUAUGUAGAUGUUUAUGAUGGUGGAGAUCUGUCCUCACCAAUGAUUGGACGAUUCUGUGGGGAGGUAGUACCAGAUGUACUAAGAACAACUGGCAAUCAAAUGUUGAUUAACUUUGUUACAGAUUUUUCAGUUAGUUUGGCAGGAUUUACAGCUACCUAUAGAACUACUUAUGGUGAAUCUCAGGGAUGUGGAGGUGUAUUAAACAGUACAUCAGGUAGAAUAACCUCUGUUGAUUCUGAUGGUAACGGGAAAUAUGAACACAAUUUAGAUUGUCGAUGGAUCAUCAUUGUCGGGGACAACAAAAUAGUCAAGUUGACUGUCGAAGGACUGGGUGUUGAGAGUCAUUCAACAUGUUAUUAUGAUUUCUUAGAGAUAAGAGAUGGCUUUUAUAUGGAUGAUCCAUUGAAGGGAAAAUACUGUGGAGAUACAGUUCCCCCAAUCAUACGUUCCACUUCUAAUGUUUUACUGGUUAGGUUUUAUACAGAUAGUUCUGUAGAUGGAGCAGGAUUUAAUGCCACUUAUGUCCAAGAAGAUGCACUGUGUGGUGGGACACGUACAGCUACAGACAGUCCACAGACAUUGACGUCACCAGGUUAUCUAAGUUCUGUAUUCCAGCCAAUCCAAUGUCGCUGGACAAUAGAUACUCCCGAAUCUAACCAACAAGUUCGCCUCACCAUGACAGGCUUGGCUCUUAUGACUCAAACCUCCUGCACUGAUGAAUAUGUUGAAUUUAGAGAUUCACCUAUGGGCACUAUGGGUCAGUCUGUACAUUUCUGUGGAAGUACAAUGCCUGGUCCAUUUGAUUCUGUAGGAACUACUGUGCAAGUUAAUCUAGCCAUGAUGGGGAGGGCUAGCAGUAAUGGUUUCUCACUUAAAUACCAGAUUGCUAGUUGCAAUAGAACUUACAAUGGUAACAGCGGUCAGAUAUAUAGUCCCGGAUGGCCAGGGAACUACCCUGUAGAUAGUUACUGUGAGAUAGCAGUGACCAGCCCUCCAGGAACAUCAUUAUCUCUAUACUUCAACUCAUUCCAGAUAGAAAGACAUAGAAGUUGUCAGUAUGAUGGUUUAUUGAUACGGAAUAGUUCAAGUGGAACAGACAUAGCUACAUUAUGUGGAAUGGCUUUACCAGACCCUAUCUUUGCACAAGGGAAUAGAUUGUGGAUGAAGUUUUAUACAGAUAGUUCUAUUACACAUCCUGGUUAUUCUAUAUCCUACACAGCUUCUUAUAAUGGUAUUGGAUGUGGAGGAAAUAUAACUGGUGUUAAUGGUAGCUUGACAAGCCCUGGUUUCCCUAGCAACAACACCUUGCGUCAGACCUGUGGCUGGUUGUUGUCUGCACCAGCCAGGAGGACUAUCACUGUCAGAUUUACAAGUAUAAAUGUUUUCGGAACAGCACAGUGUGAUACAGAUUACGUAGAAGUUUACAAUGGUGGAAGUGAAUCUAAUCCUAAAUUUAGUCGUUAUUGUAGUAGUGAAACCAUUGCACCAUUGCAAGCUGAUACAAACCAAGUUUAUGUCAAGUAUGUUUCCAGUGGAUCAGGAUCAGCGCCAUUAUUCAGACUUGUUUAUACCAGCUAAUUCACAUUUAUUUAUCACUUCACUCAAAGUUAUAUAAUUCAUGUCAUAUUGUUUCCCUUAAUUUCAUUUGUAACUUUUAUUUAUCUGAGAGAUAAUUAUCUUUCAAUUAAAAGUCAAUUGUCA
Messenger RNA from Mytilus trossulus (common blue mussel), 11381 nucleotides. RefSeq names its product cubilin-like. The coding region runs from base 54 to 11258 and encodes 3734 amino acids. The transcript is spliced from 67 exons. NCBI's taxonomy places the organism in Eukaryota, Metazoa, Mollusca, Bivalvia, Mytilida, Mytilidae. Gene Ontology annotation, molecular function: calcium ion binding. The record is from RefSeq and is a predicted model, not a curated record.